AUGCCCAAGGAUGCCUCGCACGCCGGGCUGAAGGGCAAGCAUGCAGUGUCCCUACGUCAUCUGCAGAUGAUGAGCAGCUGUCUCAGUGUCUCAAGCCCCGUCGGGGAAACGACGGGAGAAGCGGGCAUAGGCAGCGCUGACGUUCUGUGCAUGCAGACUCCCUGUGCGGCAUCCACCGUGGAGCCCUCGCGUGAUGGCGGUGGCCCUCGAUUCCAGUGCCACUCGUCUCGACUGCUGAGCCUGCAGCCCCAGGGGCCUGGCACCUCCGAGUCCCGCCCCCCGUGGCCGGGGCGUCCUCAGCCGCCAGGCGGACUUAAAGCGGAUGGACAGGCCUGUGUCCCAGACCUCCACGGGGCGCCGCAGGCUCCGCUGAGGCCUGGUUGUCUCUGCCAGCCCGAUGACGUCACUCAGUUGGACGCUCCACAUGAGGAGGCAUCCGGAUACACUGGGACAUCGGGCCCCAGAACCACCUUAGGAAACGGGGUCUGGUGGCCAGAGGGCUUUACGAAGGGCUUUGAGGAGGAGGCGACGGCUGUGCUCAGGGCUGUGUGGGAGGUGGUUCCUGGAGACAAGGUCACCGAGGACGGCCCCAGGGUGGCCCGUGGCGGCCCCAGGGGGUCUGUCGCUCAGGGCCUGCCGGCACCAGACAGGAAGGACGGUCUGGGGCAGGUGGAGUCAGCGGAUGAGGAAAAUGCAGCAUCUUCCCUCCCUGGCCUUGAUCUACUGGGGUCUCAGAGGGGCAGCCCUGACCCUAAUGGGAAAGCCGAGGGCCCUGAGGGUGACCGUCGGGUGACACUGGUGGAAGCUGGGGCGAGGCCCGGCGGGCACCGCAGGCCUCCUGCUGCUCUGCCAGAGACCCUGGCACUUCCUCAGACCCCGUGGCCCCUGCCCGUUCCCGCACACGGUGACGAGGAUACGACCCAGCCCAGCCUCAGCAGGGCUGUUGCUGCCGUCGGUCGGGAGCGCCGGGUGUCAGAGAAGCCCGCCGCCCUGCGUCAGCAUAAGCACCCUUCUUGCUGGAGUGGCUGGGGCAGGCAACAUCUGUGUCCCCAGGUGAAUGGGGGCGGGGGGACACAGCAGGCCGGGCCCAGCGGGGCCAGGUGGGCGGGCUCCUCCUCCCCGAGCGCGGGUGCAGGUGCCCGUAGCUACACAAGAGGGGAGGCUCGGCCCAUGGAAAGUGGAGCCCUCAGAUGUGAGGACCAGGGGGCGGCGUGGUCAGCAGGGCCCCUAACUGCAGAGCUGCAGAGGAAGCGGCUCUGGGCCACGUGA
This is a messenger RNA of Rangifer tarandus platyrhynchus (Svalbard reindeer), 1269 nucleotides long. Lineage: Eukaryota; Metazoa; Chordata; Mammalia; Artiodactyla; Cervidae. The record is from the annotation of a GenBank genome assembly.